CGUGUAUAGAACAUAAGCGUGAAGCCUAUUACAAGCUACAUUUCUCUUAGUGAACACUAACACCUGAGUUGUAAGGGCGCGCAACGGUCGUCCUUCUGUCCUUUCUGAGCAACGUUCACCCACUGACGUGGUCAUACGAGGCAUGUCUGCACCAGCCAGCCUGGACGUCGCAGACACAGUCGUCUUUGGUGUCCUCACAGUCGCGGGAUACCUGAUCGGCCUCUACUUCUCCUUUGCGCGCCGGAGAUGUCAGGAGUCGUCCAGCGACCGCAGCACCGCUGCCGCCGAACAGGAGGUGUUCCUCGGUGGCCGCAGCCUUCCCGCUUUCGCCCUCGCCGUGUCCGUGGUCGCGUCCGUGGCCACAGCCGUGACCGUGGUGGGCUUCGUGGCGCACUACUACGCCUACGGAUUUCACGUCAUCUGGCCUGUGGCUGGCAUACCCUUUGCGGCCAUAUUCUCGGCAAUCGGGAUGGUGCCACUUCUGUACCACCUGCGAGUUGCGUCCAUAUUCCAGUACCUGCGCAUGCGUUUUGACAACAUGGUCGGCAUCACUGCAAGCAUCGUAUACGUGUUCCUCAGCCAACUCGUGGGCGCAGUGGGCGUCUACAGUGCUGCCAUUGCUGUUUCGACAAUGUACCCAAUUCCACUGCUGUACUCGAGCAUUACCAUUGGCCUGGCGGGCACUGUGUACACAGCUCUGGGUGGACUCCGCAGUGUCGUGUGGGCUGACUUUGCGCAGGCAUUCGUGAUGUUUUCUUCUCCCUUUAUCAUCAUUGGAAAGGUUAUCUACGAUUCAAGCAGUGCAAGUCCACCGCUAAAACCAAUAAGCGAUAUCAACAUUACGGACUACAUGUUCCGGACGAACUUUGACGUCACGAGCGACGAGAACCUGUGGAGCGGCUUAGUGGCGGCGGUGCCCUUCAGCCUCGCGCGCACAGCAUUUGAUCAGAUGGCUGUGCAAAGAUUUAUGGCUGCCAAGACACUAGGAGACGCGCGGAGGAUAGCCAUCGGGGGCCCUCUCUUGGUGUUUUCCUUCUUCUUCCUGGCUCUUGCAACUUCAUUGGGCCUCGUGUACUGGUACAGAGACUGCGACCCGCUCUUGAGUGGUGCCAUCAAAACCUAUGACCAGAUCGUUCCUCAUUACAUGACUGAAAGACUGGCCAGAGUAACGAUGCUACGAGGUUUGUUUCUGGCUGGUCUUAUAGGAGCUUCUACAAGCACAGUUUCAUCGGUCGUCAACUCACACGCAGCAAUAUUUUACAUCGACGUCAUCAAGCCGCAUGUGAGGAUGACAGGGCGGAAAGCUGUUUUCAUCAUGCGCGCCCUGGCGUUUUCAAGCGGCACCAUCAUGACCCUCUUAGCGAUUGCAGCACCGCACAUUGCAACGGCGGCGCGGCUUUUCUUUACCUUUUACUCCACUGCCUCGGGUCCAUUCGCUGGGCUCGUUCUUCUGGCCAUCUCCUCGCCCUGGGUCAACGCAAAGGGCGCUGCUUGGGGCACUGUGCUGGUCUGCAUCAUGCAGUUGUGGCACGCCAUAGGAAGGAGCCUGUCGUCGGUUGCGCCACCUCGCCUGAUCACUAGAACCUUGGAGCGAUGCCCGCCCCUAAAUAAUGCCUCUUUUGAAGCGAGAAAUCAUACAAUGUUGCCGUCUGAAAGGGCACCUGUGUUCUUGCUGUACCAAGCCUCCUUUUAUUGGAUGUCCUUUUCUGGCUUUGUGCUUACUCUUCUCCUCGGAACUACCCUCAGCCUAGUGACAGGUGGUGACAAAACUGCUAGGAACAAUGUGCCGCUCACAAGCCCUAUAUUCCUGAAGCUAUGGGCACGUUUCAAGUUUUUUCGCCAUAUGCUGCGGCUUGACGAUGGCAAGGUGGAGAACGGAGCACACGCGCUGCAACAGCGGGAGCGAGAAGAAGACAGCAGCGAGGUUUCACCGAUGUGCGAAGGACGAGAACUGUCGCAGAGCUUCACUUCCAAAGAGCUCCGAGCACCGCUUAAUCGAAACAAGCAUUGAUACACUGAAAUUCGUUAGUCGGCCACUAUUCACACUUACGGGGACUAAAUAUCAAUCACCGAAAUGCAUCAAGUGAUCACUCGACGCAUUUAUUGCUUUUUUUUGGUCAGGCCUAAAGAUUGAACUGUUGGUAUACUUAGUAGCAAGAUACACUGGCAAGCAUGGCUUACUUAUUAGUUAUAUCUGCAAAGGUGUCAGAAAGGCUGAUGCGUUAUGGUGACUAUAUCUGAAGAGAGAAUCUCGCAAAAAACUACUGUAAAAAAUAAAUAAACACGAGCAAAAUAAACAUCCUGAGAAGUAAAGAGACAUCCUAAACAAGAACGGCAAAUUUAGCGGGUGAAUCGAUAUAUAGGAAAAAGAGCGAAAGACCAUCUUUGCACAAAGGCAUACAGUUUUCCUAUGUGUGUUAUGUCGCUUAUAUGGUAGUGUGUAUGCAGGGAGCAGGAAGAAUAGCCAAAGAUACUAUAGGCAGAAAAAAUACAGAAGGAAAAGGAAGACAAAGAAAGUUGGAGUAAUUAUUCAUUUCAUGAUAUUAAAAAAAAACUCAAUCUCUCGCCAUCGCGAAGCCUAUAAUUAUCGUUAUUGGCAGAAUUGAAGCGCAAAGCAACACACAGGGACGAAGGCACGAACAUGCUCGACCCUGUAACAUACUACCAACUUUCGUGCUUUCAUGCUCUAGUGUAAUUGUCAGCUCUACCACGAUAAUUCUUUUCAGAAAAAUUUAUCGAGAAAGAAGAUUUUACAAAAAGGAAGACCUUCAACAACGCACACAAAUUUAGUGAAAUGAACCACAGAUAGUGCUACUGCGCUGUAAAAGUUAUGAGAGGCCGACAAAGAAAUAAAAAUAUACAGUAACAGUGUCCUGCACAUAUACCUAAAACAAUGGUAAAGAGCGGCGCUACAGAAAAGAGCACUUUCUUCUGUGAAAAUGAAACCUAUUCUGAUAGUUUAAAAGCCUUUCAUUAUCAUCAUCA
Messenger RNA from Dermacentor albipictus, 2985 nucleotides. Its product is annotated as putative sodium-dependent multivitamin transporter. The record is from RefSeq and is a predicted model, not a curated record. Gene Ontology annotation, molecular function: transmembrane transporter activity. Gene Ontology annotation, cellular component: membrane. NCBI's taxonomy places the organism in Eukaryota, Metazoa, Arthropoda, Arachnida, Ixodida, Ixodidae. Gene Ontology annotation, biological process: transmembrane transport.